AAUUUGAUGAUCUGCGAUGGCUUGAAUUUGGUGGUGAUCAUCAUUACCAUUCCUUGAUCACUCGGUGGUUUUUGUUUUCAAUUGGAUACAGUUUCAAAAUUGAUGCAAAUUUUCUCCUUUCCCUUUUUCUUUUCAACUUCUCUGUCAAAGCUACUUGGUCAAAAGUGGUCAUUACGUCAUACCUCUCCUUAUUCUAUUUUUUGAGACGGGCUCUUUUAAUUUGGAACAAAUACCGUCCGUUCCAGAGUCAGGAAAAUGGAGAAAAAAAAAUUGAGAUCUGGAAGCAGUGAAAAAGAUUCCACGGGUUGGGAACGUGGCAGGUACGCGCAAUGCCUUCCAAGGCACCACCUCUACCUGAACCUACUUUCGAGGGGCAAUGUUCACGUCAUGUCUGCCUACACAUUUCAUUAUUGGUCCGAGUCUGGAACGGUUCAGAAAAUCAUUUCUCAUCUCUCUUUCCUCUUGUAUUUCUUCACAUUCUCCUUUCAUACUUUUGUUGAAGUCGGAUCCGUCGAUCCUGACCAUCAUUUGACUCUCCUUGUCCUCUCCUUCCCUAUUUCCUUUCUUUUUUUUGCUUCACUUUCUCUCAAUACGUCUCUCUUUUCAAUUUUCAAGAUUUUUAUACUCUCUUGGAAUUCAUCUAUCUGUCGAUUUCACAUUUCCUAGUCAUUUGUUCCGUGUCAUCAUUGUCAUGCACACUUAAGUUCUGUGGGGUAUAAUGGGUUUCUUUUUGGCGAACUUGAGCAGAAUUACAUGUACUACAUUGUUAAAAUCUAGCCUCAAACGUGGAU
This is a messenger RNA of Xylona heveae TC161, 791 nucleotides long. RefSeq lists its product as hypothetical. Bases 256 to 666 code for a protein of 136 amino acids. NCBI's taxonomy places the organism in Eukaryota, Fungi, Ascomycota, Xylonomycetes, Xylonales, Xylonaceae. The record is from RefSeq and is a predicted model, not a curated record. The transcript has a single exon.